Symbiodinium necroappetens is the source of this 1446-nucleotide messenger RNA. Lineage: Eukaryota; Dinophyceae; Suessiales; Symbiodiniaceae. The record is from the annotation of a GenBank genome assembly.
GAGUCAAAGGAAGCGGGCGCCAUAGCACGGCGCGAGCGGGAACGUCGGAGACGGCGGGUCCUGGUUGAGCAACAACGCGAGCAGGAAAUGCUCGAGGAGAACCAGCUCGAGCAGGUGUUGCUCGAGAAGCUAGGACGACAGUCCGUCGAGGAGAGUGCGAUCAGCUAUAGGAGCUGGCGGGCCAAGACCUUCGAGGAGGUUGUUGUGAGGAAUCGACAGGCGCGCCAGCAGCAGUACUCUGCACAGAAGAAAGCAGACAAGGAGGAGGCCCUCCGCCGCGACCAGGACCUGCGAGACGAGAUGAUUGAGACCAUGCGAGAGCAGGAGGAAGGAGGCCUUUUGGGGCCUUUCUGGGGGCUGAUGCGGGCUGAUGCGGUUCUUCAAUUCUUCCAAAGCCCGCCGCUUGUUGGCUGGAACACCAUGUGGAACGUUGUGACGCGCUGCAGCCAGAGGACACUGUGGAGCAAGAUAGAGGUUUGUUGCCGCCAAGCUGGCUUCAUCGUCGGCCCGGUCUGCUAUGCAGCUCUCGCCUUUGUUGUUCGCCACAACCGUGACGUGUCUCCAAUCAGCAUGAUGGGCUGGUCCUUCGUCGGACUCACACUUUUUCAAGCUGCAGCUGCUUCUCUUUGCCUGCCGACGGUGGUCGAUCCUUCUGCGAAAGAGGAAGAAGCCGAGGAUGUGCCCGCUGCGCGCACAAAUAUGCAAGAGGUGGAGCUUAACCCAGAGGAACUGCCUCCAGAAACACGGCGACGACGGCAAAUUGUUUGGAAUACUUUUGUCUACUGCUCUGAGCGAACCUUCACUGUGGGUGCCAUUGAGGUAUCUACAAUGAUGCUUCUGGAAGUGGAGUAUGGAUGGCAGACGGAGUUAUGCGGCGCUUCUUUCAUGGCGGUAGGUGGUUCCAGUAUCGUCGCGACGAAAACCUUCUGGACUCGCGAGGAUAAGCUCUUCAUGGUUUUAUUUUACAGAAGGCAGGCCGUUUGGGAUCGCGAUCUUUGGGAUGGCCGUGCUUCACCCGAGAUGGAGAUGGGCAAGCCUUUCUUGGCUCUGGUUAGCCUCCAUAUUCGUUUUCCUUUUUUGGCAUCUUUCUAUUGUUCGAUUAGAAGUUCUUUGGGGCCUUCGGAGCUGUUGGCCGAGACCUUGGUCUACGCCUCCCUGAGCGUCUCCAACGGCAUCGCUCAGGGCUUUGCCACCAGCGCGGUCAUGAAGGGCACCAGCUUCGACAUCCAGAGCUACCGUCUGCAGAGUUUGGCAUCAAUCCAGACUAGCAGGUUCGUAGUUCUGAUUUUCACCCGCUUCAUCUUGGACUUCAGCUGCCGGAAUCUGUAUGCCCUGGUUCAGUCUGCGCCUUAUGUGCGUGCACCGUCUGGCGCACAGUCGGCCUCGUAUCGCGAGGCCACAGGCGGGAAGGAGAUGUCAAUAUCCAGGACGAGAGCAAACGUGUAG